Messenger RNA from Mercenaria mercenaria, 2363 nucleotides. RefSeq lists its product as uncharacterized. The transcript has 2 exons. The record is from RefSeq and is a predicted model, not a curated record. Bases 513 to 1796 code for a protein of 427 amino acids. Lineage: Eukaryota; Metazoa; Mollusca; Bivalvia; Venerida; Veneridae.
UACUCUGGUAUUUCAAAAAUAAUGAUCGUUAAUUCCCUUGUUGAAGUCUGAAGAGGGACCUGUUUAUAACAACGCUAAGUGGGCAAUUAUUAUAUUUGUGUUACUGGUAUCUACUGCUUUUUAAAGUUGUCAAGUGGAUGAACAAUCGGAAUAUGUUUUAAAUGCGAUAAUUGCUGUCAGGGGUUUAGUGCUGUGAUUUCUACAUGACUGCUGAUAAUAGAAGUAUUUUAUUUUCUGUGAAACGCUAUUCACUUGUAUUUUUAAUUUAAAACUAAAAGAAACUGUCUUUCAGAGAAUUGGAUACGUCAACAGCUGUCAUGAUGUGGAAAAAUUGAGUUUGGCCCGAAAAAGGUCAGUGAUUUCCGUGGAAGCAGUAUCGGUAUGGGCAUAGACUGUUCAAAAUACCUGAUAAAAAUAAGGAUACAGUUUUCCGGCAUGCUUUUUUUUUUCAACUGAACGCCUCAUAAAAAGGCACUUAUUUGAAUAGUCACAAUUGCUUUUAAUAUCAAGCCAUGGUUCGAUUAGAUAAGUGCGUUGAAGCGUUGUACGACAGCGUAACCGCCGACACCAGAACCAGGAACUUACAGAUUCUUACUGUCAUGAAAGGGGCGAUUAGCAUGUCGCGGAGUAAGACGGGCGAAUGCAUCUUCCGUACCAACAAGAGAGAGCGGAGAAAUCUUGAACGACUUAUCAAAAUUGAGGGACGUAAUGCUAACUACAGCAUAUCCCAAAUAGAUUCACGUCGUAAAACUGUGAUAAGCCGGUGGUCGAAGGUCCUACAGGAUCAGACUACAUGUAGUUCAGAAGCGUUGUUCGAAGAACUCAUGGAGAUUGACGACGGUCUUGACAAUAAUCACGAGAUAACCGUGCGUCGCGAUAGCCCUGUACACCAUGAUAGCCCUGAACCGCGAGAUAUCAAGCUUAAAACAUUGAUAGAGUUAAGACUUGCAAAACUGGAAGAUGAGAACAAUACUAGCGGUUUUGCGACUGUAAUGGCGUCUCGCAGAAGACAUAUGCCUAAUAGUUACAUACAAGAUGAAACAGCAGACGACACCAGUAAUGUACAUUCUGAAAAAGAAUUUGUAACAGAACGUAAAGAAAUUCGAAGCAAGUAUAUGGAAGAAAAUGGAAAAGAAAUCACUAAUAAAGAACAAGGCCCUACAAUGUUGGGGACUGUGUUGUCGAAAUCUCAAGUUGUGCAGCUGCCGUCUGUUCACCGUCAGAAUAUACCGGCGGAAUCGAAAUCUGCUGAGGUCACAACUCCAACAUUAGAACGUGACCCGACAGACUGGAGAAACUGGUCGCUGAAUGACAAGUCCCGGAUUAAAGGUUACCUUCAGCGUGAAAAGACAAGACAUGAAGACCUAAUCAUAAGGAAUGCUUUAAACAAGAUAGAAACUGACAUGUCUGGUGCAAACACUAUCAGACGUCAGCAAAUGCGACAAAAACUUCAAAAUGAGAGACAGCAAAGGGAGGCCGAAAUUCGACGACAGGAACGUGCGCAAAAGGAAGCGGAAAUAUCACGUGAGAUAGCAAUUCUAUCGUCUGCUACUGGGAAAAGCUCGUCCUCGUCUGGGAACACGAUAAUAACGUGCAAAACACCUCCAACAGUGAAACAUGUCGCUUUUAAAGAGCCUUUGAAUAUAGCUGGAAACUCUGUAUCGCAAAGUCGAAUCUCAGGCAUUCGACAAACUAAUAAAUCGAAAAAACGAUACAAGCCCGUUUCAACUAUUAUGAACCAUUUGCCUGCUAUUCAAGAAGAUUCAAGACAUGGAAAAGUAACAUCAGCAAUUUAAUAUCCUUCUAACAUUGUUACAUUUUUAACUAUGCAAAUUUUGAGAGAGAAAAAGGACAUUUUUGCAAGGGUCUUCUUACACAAGUAAUUUUUGUAUCAUCAGUGUUAAAACCGACAGGGCAUACAUGUAUUAAUUCCUAGAAGUGGCUUGUAGAUCCAGAUAUUUCUUUCAACAGGGCCUCCACUGGGCCUCAGAAAGUUGUAGCCACUUUUUGAAACUGCCAAAUUGAAGCUGAAUUGGCCACUUUCAAAAAUCUGUAGCCAGUUCUUUAAAUUUGUAGCAUUUGGCUACAUUGGCGAAUGGCAGAAAAGGCCCUGUUUCAACAUUCAUUUAUAUGCUCAAGGUCCAAGAGACAAAAAUGUUCCGUCAGAAGAUCCACAUAGGUGUACUACUUCCUAUACUCCCAUGUUAGAAUGCAGCAGAAAUGGCAGCAUAGCCCUGUACAUACCAUCUUUUUUCCUGGCUAAGAAAAGAAUGCAGGAUAUUCCCAUUUUUUUUUCUACUUUUUUCUAGAUAUUCAAGUUUCAUCAAAAACUUUUGUUGGAUCAAUUAAAAAGCAGAAACAAG